AGAAAGAUGAAUUAUAAACAUAAAAGGGCUGAUCUGUGAUGCCCCAAAAGCAAUACAAAAAAACAAAUAGGAAAAGGACAAAGAUUUUGGUACUAGAUUAUUGAGUUUAAGGUAUUAUAAAUGCACACGGGCUGAGACCUUUUAUGGUUCAGAAGCUCAGAGCUAAAGUUUUCAGUUCAGAGGCACAGAAUCAUUGAAGAGAAAUAUUAUGGAAGAGGGCAUGUCAGAGUUUUUUAUUAGCGGUGUAAGUGUUGGUGGUAACAGUGGCAGUGCUACUACUGGCACCAAGUGUGGGCGUUGGAAUCCCACUACUGAACAGGUUAAGGUUCUGACUGAACUUUUCAGUUCUGGACUACGCACCCCCAGCACUGAUCAGAUUCAAAAGAUCUCUAAUCAGCUUAGUUUUUAUGGUAAGAUUGAGAGCAAGAACGUGUUCUAUUGGUUUCAGAACCAUAAGGCUAGGGAGAGACAAAAGCGUCGCAAGGUUGAUAAGGAUGUGAUUCGUAGUGAAAACUCUAUCUCCAUCAAUUCUUUUACACAAACAGAUUUUAAUCAGCUAUAUCAGGUUUCUGAGCCCGAGAGGGUGAUUGAGACUCUUCAGCUCUUCCCCUUGAAUUCAUUUGGUGAAUCAGAAUCAAAGAAUAUGAGGGUCCAUGCAAGUGAUCAAUGCAGGGAUAGCACUAUGUUUUCAUACACAGUGGGGGAACAAAUGGAUCACCCACCAUUAGAUCUUCGCUUGAGUUUUAUGUGAACAUAUAUGGGAAUCUUUUUGGGGUGGUGUGGUUGGAGAAGGGGAGGGUAUGUUUUAAUAAAUACAUUCUUGUUAGGUUUUAGCAUAAAGAAAAUGUAUCAUGGAAAGUUAAAAAAAUAUAUUAUGUAUCUUGAUAUUACUAAUAUUUACCUAGUGAUUUUUAGUUAAAUAUUGGAAAUGCUUGGACAUUCUUCUCUG
Molecule: messenger RNA, 949 nt
Organism: Glycine soja
Lineage: Eukaryota; Viridiplantae; Streptophyta; Magnoliopsida; Fabales; Fabaceae
Product: WUSCHEL-related homeobox 5-like
Exons: 2
Coding region: 209-751 (180 amino acids)
Biological process (GO): plant organ development
Molecular function (GO): DNA-binding transcription factor activity; DNA binding
Source: RefSeq, a predicted model, not a curated record